Messenger RNA from Bipolaris sorokiniana ND90Pr, 2748 nucleotides. RefSeq lists its product as uncharacterized. Gene Ontology annotation, molecular function: RNA binding; ATP:3'-cytidine-cytidine-tRNA adenylyltransferase activity. The transcript is spliced from 2 exons. The record is from RefSeq and is a predicted model, not a curated record. Gene Ontology annotation, biological process: tRNA 3'-terminal CCA addition. The coding region runs from base 1 to 2748 and encodes 915 amino acids. NCBI's taxonomy places the organism in Eukaryota, Fungi, Ascomycota, Dothideomycetes, Pleosporales, Pleosporaceae.
AUGACUUCAUCAGAGAGCGCCGAGUCGCCGCAGCUAGAGCUGACAGAGGUCGAAUCCAAGUUACGGCUGCUGCUGCUGGAUGUAGCUGCCUACAUCGAUGAAACCCCCUCAAAAGAAGAUGUCAGUGGAGUACAGGUACCAGCAGAACUUGCAAAAGAAAAGAUUACUCUACGUUGGACGGGAGGAUGGGUGCGUGACAAACUGCUCAACAUCGGCAGCCACGACAUCGAUGUGGCCAUCAACAAAAUGACCGGAGAGCACUUUGGUCUGAAGAUGCAAGAGUACCUUGAAAUCCCAGGCAAUGCAGAGAAGCAUGGUCUCAUCGAAAAGAGCGAUGGGCUGAGUGCACGCGACAAGACGAAGAAGAUUGCACCAGGUCUACACAAGAUUGAGGCAAACCCGGAGAAGUCUAAAAACCUAGAGACUGCUACCACGAAAAUCAUGGGCAUUGACCUAGAUCUGGUCAAUCUCCGGAAAGAAACCUACAACGAAGUCUCUCGCAAUCCCCAGAUGGAGUUUGGUACUGCAGAAGAAGACGCUAUGCGCCGCGAUGCUACUGUGAAUGCCAUGUUCUUCAACCUGCAUACAUGUCAAGUCGAGGACUUUACAGGACGUGGGCAUGCCGACAUGGCUGCCAAGAUCAUCCGAACACCACUGGAGCCCUACCAGACAUUCAAAGACGACCCGCUGCGAGUUUUGCGGCUGAUUCGCUUUGCUAGCCGUCUUGACUACACCAUUGAACCCGAGACUGCGAAGGCCAUGGGGAACCCAGAAAUCCAGGGGGUCCUGAAGAUCAAAAUCAGCCGAGAACGUGUGGGCAUAGAACUGGAGAAGAUGCUAAAGGGUCCUAGGCCUCGAAUGGCCUUGGAGCUUAUUGACCGGUUUGGUCUGUACCGGACUGUCUUUACAGAUCCAACACGUGAGUUGCCCACGGAGCCGGAGACGGCCUAUUUCAAGCCAGCAUAUGAGGUGGUCGAAUCGGUGGUGACAAAAGAAGGCGACGUGCCUACAGUUGUCCCAGAUACACUGUUGAGAAACGAGGACGACAAGUACCUAGCCUGGGUCUGUGCUACCAUGAUGCCUUGGGCAGAUGCCCCCACUGUGCCCCAUCAGAAGCCUCUGCAGCGGCCAUAUUUUGUCGCUUAUCUUGUUGCAAGGGAAGGAUUCAAGGCCCCAAACAAGGUGUGCGAUGUCAUUGCUUCGUCGCUGAGUAACAGUGAGGAGAUUCGCAACCUCGUUGCUCAGUGUGCAAAAGGACUUCGACGGCCCGACACCAUCAACCCAACCAGCGAUCCCACUGCUAGAGAUACUCUAGGAAUGGCCAUUCGGCGUUGGGGGUCUACUUGGCGGACACAGGUACUUUUUAACCUUAUCUACGAGGUCGUGCUCGGACGGGUAUCGAGAGCAGACCUCUUCCGCUCGUAUGCCAGCUUCCUCAGCCGCGUUACUCAACUCAAUCUCCUCGAGGUCGAUACCUUUAGGCCCCUCAUCAAAGGAACCGAUCUCGCAAAAGCACUCAACACUAAGCCUGGGCCGUGGAUGAAAGAAGCAUUGGAUGUCGUCAUGGCCUGGCAGCUGCGCAAUCCCAACACUACCGACACGGCGGAGGCUAUCGAGGCCGUCAAGGCUUCGAGAAGUGAGCAAAACGAAAGUGAGCUUCCCCUUCGCCUAGCCUCACACUUUCUUCAGCUUACCAUCCCACCUCUCUUUCCGCAGAAUAAACCUACGUCGAAUGCACUAGAAGCCUCGCGGCAACCGGCUCCCUGGAAAGAUGCUGGGAAUCAGUACGCGCUCGACUUGUUGGCAUGGACGAUCCGGACGCUGGAUAGGAAAACAAUCGAGGCCAAAUGGCAGUUUCUGAUGCCCCCAAUCCUUAAGAUGAUGGAUGACAUUGAUGUGGAAUGGAAGGCCAAAGGCUGUCACCUGCUCGGUCUAUUACUCGAAGUUUUGCGCCGAACACCAAGUAGUGGUAGCUCACAAAAGGCUACCAUGCAAAAGUCUAGCUCGACGAGCUUCCUCCAGCGAAGUGGAUACCAUAACAUCUUUGCUGAAGCUCUGCUACCCAUGUUCACGUAUAUUCCUUCAAUUACACCAGAGAAGGAAUCAGUGACAUUGUUCCGAGAGGUCUUCCCUGCAGUGACUUCGCUUGCUUUGCUCCUCCCCGAAGAAAACAGCAAAGGCGAUAACAGAGAGCUGUUCCUAGACAGGAUCAUUCGAGAAGGCGUUUUGUCGCCUCUUGGACAUUUCACUACACCCUCUUCGUACCCCGAGCUUGCUACCUUGAUCAUGUCACAGGUCCCUAUUGUGCUGAAUCAUAUGGGCAUCAAUACAGUGAAGCACCUACCGGAUAUUUUGCCUUUGGUUUCGGCGAUUCUACAGGAACCUUUUGUGCUUGCCCACCAGCCACUAGUUACUUCAACUCUAAGAGCACUGCAAAGUGUCAUGUCGAAUGCUUGGCCAAGAUUGCCUGGUCAUCGCGGUGCGAUUAUGAUGGGCCUGUGCUUAUUGUGGAUCAUAUGCUUGGAAGAGGAAGAAAAACCUGGUAGUCAGCCUGUUGAAGAAGUCAAGACGCAGGUUCAAGAAACAGUCGCGAUGCUGGACGCCGUAAUGCAAGGCGUCGAUGAAGCAGGUGUAGUGGAGACAUGGACAAGAGAAAAACAGGAUUUGGUUGGAACUCGGGCAGGAUUUGACGAAAUGUUCAGACAAUGUGUGGGCAAGGAGCCUCGAAACCAGACGGACGCUAGUUAG